CCAUCCACAUCCCACGAUCUGUCCUCCGUGCAGAACGGUACCGACAGAUCUACAGACAGACAGAGCUACAGACAGGCCUACCGACAGACCUACCGACAGACUGCGCAGAAUGCGGCGUCUGUGCUCCGUCCAGCAGAAGAUCCCGUGUGUCUUCAUGACGCAGGUGAAGGAGGGACAGUCCAGGAAACGGGACAGCCAGCAAUUUCAGGUUGUUGCCACAGAAAACGUGAACCCUGUGGCUCUGGAGGCAAACAUUGAUUGUGCACUCGCCACGGAGAAACUAGACGGCACUUGCUGUUAUGUUACGGUUUAUAAAGAUCAACCUCAUCUCUGGGCUCGACUCGACAGGAAACCCAACAAACAAGCAGAGAAGAGGUUCAAAAAGUAUCGGCACUCUAACCAGAGCUGUAAAGGUUUCACGUGGAACGUAGGGGAGGAUUUUAAGACGGUGCCGGAGACGUGGAUCCCGGCUCACAGAGUGAAACAUCACAAUGGACAUCCAGUGCCCGAUGAAAAUGGACACAUUCCAGGCUGGGUUCCAGUGGAGAAGGACAACAAGCAGUACUGCUGGCACGCCUCUGUGGUGGAUUCUGAAGCCCGGGCGGCUCUUGUUCUCAGGCCCUGCGCUGAAGAUGAAGACAUGCUAGAAGUUGCAUCAGUCCAGUUGGCCGACCUCCUGGAACAAACGCUGGAGCUCAUUGGGACCAACGUCAACGGAAACCCUUAUGGUUUGGGGAGUAAGAAGCAGCCCGUCCACUGUCUGGUGUCACAUGGGAGUGUCAGAAUCAAAUCCCCUCCACCAGUAGACUUCCAGCAGCUGUGCUCCUGGUUCCAGGAGAGUCCCGAGGGCCGAGUGGAGGGCAUCGUGUGGCACUGCAACGACGGCACACUCAUUAAGGUUCAUCGUCAUCACCUGGGACUGAGGUGGCCGGACGGGGAAACCUCCCUCGCUGACAGGACGGUGGUCAUUCACGUUGAUGAAUACAAGGACAGCAAAGGCUUGUUCUCAUUCUUCUCCUCGCUAAACGGACACUGUUUCAGUCGACUGCUGGACGUUAAGUUUACUAUGUAAACGCAGUACGAGACUAUGACACUUUGACCUUUUUUCUCCCCUGAAGCUUCUGCUGAGACCGUGUAAGUAUUUGUCUCUUUAACGACAGCCAAAUGUUUUACCGCCAAUAAUUCCAGAUGACAUUUGAUUUGCAGAAAUGUGUACAGCUUUAAUUUAAAAAAGAAAAUAAUAACUGACCAAACGGACAUGUUUAAGCAGCAUGAAUUGUUCAAAAUGUUCCAUCUCUUUCAUUGCCAAGUGAAGCAUAAACGACGAGAAUGUAAACAUUUAUAUUUAUGUGCUUUUUAUUCAACAGUCUGCUUUAUUGACAUCUAUAAAAAAUAAAGA
This is a messenger RNA of Anoplopoma fimbria (sablefish), 1399 nucleotides long. RefSeq names its product RNA 5'-phosphate and 3'-OH ligase 1 (gene rlig1). Gene Ontology annotation, biological process: response to reactive oxygen species. Bases 110 to 1072 code for a protein of 320 amino acids. The record is from RefSeq and is a predicted model, not a curated record. NCBI's taxonomy places the organism in Eukaryota, Metazoa, Chordata, Actinopteri, Perciformes, Anoplopomatidae. The transcript is spliced from 7 exons. Gene Ontology annotation, molecular function: RNA ligase (ATP) activity.